Messenger RNA from Racocetra persica, 1191 nucleotides. The record is from the annotation of a GenBank genome assembly. NCBI's taxonomy places the organism in Eukaryota, Fungi, Glomeromycota, Glomeromycetes, Diversisporales, Gigasporaceae.
GAUAAAUUUCCAAUAACGCUUCAUCCUGUCGACCAAGUUACGUUUUUAUAUAGCAUUACGAUUUUAGAUGAUCUGUCACUUCCAAAAUUGUCUUCACAAUUUUGUCCUACGCCACAACCUCACUCUAGACCAACAUCCCGUCGCACCUCUGUAUCAUCAGUAUUUUCAAUCACCUCUGGUUCACCUAUUACAGAAGAGCGUCAGCGUCAUGUUUCAAUCGUUGCAAGAGGAUCACCGAUUCUUGAUGGGACAAAGUGUCGGAGCAUCGAGUCAAGGUGGAAUUGCAUGCUAGAUCUAACUAAUCUACGGAGACGUGAAGAUUCUUUGCCAUUACCUAUGCCAAAUCAAAAACCCUUAUCACAAAACGCAAAAGCGGGACAAUCUAGGGGCAACUCUUUAUUUUCACCCACUGGUUCAUCAACACCAACCAAUUUUAAAGGGUUCCAUUCAGCCUUGGACUCUAAUGGAAAAGUUAAAAAACCAGCAAACCUUCCCACCAUACCUGACAACAAUGCGAUUGGUAAUGGUAUUCUUACUGGAGGCAGAACUCCUAUGACAUCCAGACCUAUGGAGAUGGAAGUUGGUGAUGGUGUUGUCGUUUCCUUUUUGGUCAGCUCAAAGGUUGUUUUAGGUAAGCUGUUCACAAUACAUAUUUUCUUCGUCAAUAGAUCAAAGCACGUAAGAAGAUUUACUGUGGUGGUGCCCAAUAAAAAACGUCCAAAUGAGAAAGCGAUCAAACACAUAUCCAUACCGUCAGCAACAGUAAAAGUACAAAAUUCAGCCGCCGAACUACUUAUAAGUGGUAGUCAAGCAAAUCAACUAGAACCAUUUAUGGAAGAAUCUGAUUUCAUAAGAAAAUAUUUGGAACAUGAAACACCAGAUUCUGAUAUUAUUUGUUUAGAAAAUAAUGUUCGAAUCGGGCCAUUGAAUCCUUCAACGUGCGAAUCAGUUGCAUUACAUUUCAUUGCUAUCAAAGAAUCAAUGCAUAUUAUUGAUUUAGUUCAACUUGUGGAUAAUGAUACUGGCUUCAUAACAAAUCUUAGAAAUGUUUUGGAAAUUUAUGUUGCAAAGCCAGUUACAUCCAAAAAGGGCAAAAAAAUGAUUGAUAUUGCAGGUGGUGGUAUGGAAGUACAGAUAAAUAAAUUUCUUGGAAAUAAUAUUCGACGUACUCAUUAUUAUUGUAUGGUGUAG